UUGCGGAGCCGACGUUUAAACUUGCAUUGAGGAGCCAACGUAGGCAGGCAGACGCAGACGGAUCAGCAGGCGCACAAACUGACGCCGCUCAGGUAUAUCAAGUAUGUUACAUGCUCUCGUUUGGCUGUUUUUUCUGUCCAUCACAUCUUUUCUGGAAUACACCUUGACAGAAACAACAGAUGAUCAAAUUGAUUUUACAUGUCUGAGUGAUUAUAUAUAUACUGUAACAUGCACAUUAAUGAUGAAGGAGGACAUUCCUGAAGAGCCAAAUGUGUCUUAUCUGGUGGAAUCCGAAGAUCACACAUCAAGCAACAAAGGAAAUUGCACAAUAGUAAAACGUCCUGGGAACUUUCCUGCAAACUGCUCAUUAGAAAUGGAAGAUAUAAUGAUGGAUUUGGACAUCUAUAAUAUUACUCUUCAGAGAAUAGGCAGUGAUAAGACCACAGUUUACUUAACAGUAAUCCCUGAAUAUUCUCCAGUUGAAAACAUCAAGCCGGUUACUCCUAUCAACUUGUCUGUUAAUUAUGAUGAGAAACAAUACAAAUUAACUUGGAAUACUGGAUAUGACAGUGGUAACCAUCUGCCAAGUAAUCUGCAGUAUGAGGUUAUGUAUUGGCAAAAAGGAAGGAGCUUGCUGAAUCCUAAAAUAGGAAAGCGCAUUAAUGACAUCACAUCUUUAAAUAUUCGAGAGACUGAAUUACAAAAAAGCACUACUUACCUGGCAAUGGUCCGUUCAGCUCCCAACAAUAUCUCUUACAAAGGCCACUGGAGUGAGUGGAGCUUAGCCACUGAAUGGACGACAAGACCUUCAGAUGUACAGAAGCCACAUGUUUCACCUUAUAUCAGUACAAUCGGAAUGCCAUUUGCCCUGGCACUCAUCAUACUCAUCGCAAUGUACUUUGAUCUUCCAACAAGGUUAAAAAAUAAAAUAUGUGCAGAGGUGCCCACACCUGCACCUUUUCUACAACCACUCUACAAUAAUGACAAAGGGGGUUUUCGGAGCUGGUUUUUGUCCCCUGGCAACUUAAAUGAUGCAUUGAAGAAAGAGGAAGCCCUGAAAAUUGAUCAUCUCAUUGAGACAAAGCCACAUAGCGUUGAAGCUUCAAAAGAAGACUUUUGCAAAGUUUUAUAUGUUACAAAAGAUCAACAUAAUGAGAACUGCCAAGCUAAUACUGAGAGUGACUCAAAUGAAGUUGCUGUACAUUGUAAAAACCAUGUCACUUCUCCUGCCAGUUUCUUCUACAGCCAGGAUGAGAGUUUUAGCUCACAUUUAUUGGAGAACUUUGAAUCAAUAGAUUCUGGAUGUUUUGAUGUCAACAGAAGCAGUGAUGAAACAGAAAAGGAGACCAAUUUCUCCUAUGAUGUUCCUCCUGAACCAGAAAGUCUGUGCUACAGUGAUGACUACUGCACCCUUUCGGAAGCAAACAAUGGACUAAUUCCAAGCAAAAAAGUCAAGGAUAUCAAAGCAACUUGUGGCAAGUGCAUUGAAGUAGGCCUAAAGGGCCCAGUAUCACUUUCAAGUGUUUCAAGUGUUCAAGUGGCCUGUCUAACCCCAGAUACAUUUGUUAUUUAGUCCUGUUCUCAGACCAUUUCACAUCGUGUCAGUAGCUCCUAUGCACAAUUGCUAAAAAUAUGACAUAAUUAGGUUCCUCAGGGCUCAAGAUCUUUUAUUGUAAUUGUCCCGUCAGUGCUAUUAGAACUAAAGAAAGGAAAUGUAAAAAAAAGUUCAUCCAGUUCAGUUAACACUUCCUAUUAAGCCCCAUGUGUCUCCAGCAAGCACGGAUUAUGUGCUUUGUGAUAUUUUUGCAGAAUCUUCCUGCAUCAGUCUGAACUGAUAGACAGAUUUCAGCAUAUAAAGGUAAACACAGGGGUACUGUGUAAUUCAUUUUCUUUUUUUAUUCGGUAUUUUUUCCCAAUUAAAGAGCUCAUUGUCAUCUUGCUAGAAACAUCACUACUUUAAUGACUGGAAUAUUUUCCUAGGCAUAUUGUUAGAAAAUUUAGUUCUUGAGUCAAAACAAGUGUUACAGUUACGGAUGUGUCUUUAUGAAGAAGAAAAGGUAAAAUCCACAGGCAAAUCACAGUAAUGCAGAGGUGGAAUGGUAAAUAUGUGAGAACUUCCAAGAACACUUCAGAUAAGACAUUUUACAAAUGAUGAGAGACCAUUCCAUUGUUUGUCAAUUGUACUAAUAUCUUAUCCAGAUAGAAGUUGUCAAGGUGUCUAGUUCAACACUGUUGUUUGUUUCAGAUUCUCACAAUGCUUUGUCUGCGGUGGGCUGAUGCCUUGCGCCCUGCGUUGGCUGGGAUUGGCUCCAGCAGACUCCUGUGACCCUGUAGUUAGGAUAUAGCGUGUUGGAUAAUGGAUGGAUUGUCAAUGCUUUGUGUAAAGAAAGGAAGUGCUUUCUGGUUUGCAUCUAAAAUGCACUCCCCCUUAAAUAUCCAGUUGAGACCUCAAGUACCUGUCACUGUUUUUAACAUGAUCAAUUUUAAUAAUGGCUGUGAGAAUUCUGAAGACCUGAAUCAGGUCUCCACAUAGCUUUCUCUGUCUGUUCAAGUCUAAGAGGCACCUUUUAGUCCAUGAAUGUGUCUGGUUUCUCCUGUUUGUACAGCUUCUAGAGCUGAUAGCUCUUUCUUGCUAUGCAUGUUAUGGGGCAUUCUGUGUCCUGUGGAUGGGAAUAUGUAAACAUCUGCUUUGUUACAGUGUAUUUUAUAUACACGCAGAGUAAUUAGGGAGAACUAAAUCAAAGGAUAAUUCUGUAUUGUGUUUAUUCAAGAUUUUUUUUCAUAUUUUGGUGUACUUAUUAUUGAUUCAUAAGGCAUUUAGUUGAAAGCAGUUUUGGGCAACACGCUUUAAUCAAUGACAUCAAAAUAAAAGUUACAGAAGUCUUCCUUGGGAUCACAGUCUUCAUAUGUGACGAUGUAAAAAUAGUCUUAAAGACCAUUAUGUACAAUAUAAAGCGAAGCAUUUAUUGUCCCAUUUGGUGAAUAUUUUAUCAUUUUCCCCUGCACUUCAGGUUCCACUAUGCAGCAACUCUCGCUUGAUAAAAGGAAACUUUAAAGAAAUGUAUUCUGAAUCGAUCAAAAGCAUAGAUUCUUGUAGCUAGCUGUCAGAAAGAAUUAAAAAGCUAAAAGUUGUGAAAUAAAACCACACAUCCUGUGCAUUUUAUCCAGUAGGAUGUGGAAAGUAUGAUCUUUUUUGGCUUUCUUGACCUUAUCUUUCCAUACUACCUGCUUUGAUCAUACAUUCCAGUUAAUAGUAUGCACUAGAAAUCACCGACUUUCUGCAGUUAACAAAAGAAAGGAAUUAAGCCACAGGCCACUCUUAAGCAAGAUAGUCAGGCUACUAAACAUGAUUGUUAACUUUAAAUGAAUAAUUUCUACAUCACUAAUUGCUUUACACUCCACUAAGCAGAAUGGAGUAGCUGUAUAUCUACUAGAAUAAAAGAAGGGAUGUGUUAGUGCACAUCUGCAAAAGAGGAAAAGGACCAAGAUUAUCUGCACAUUAAAAAAUAAAAAGAAGGUACGAUAGUUUGCAUGUAACAUAUUGUAUUGGUAACCUUUUGGCACUAAACUUCACCUAUUUUUUAUUCCGCACUGGCAAAAGUCAAUUUUAUGUACGAGGUGUGUCUAUUAAACAACAAGACUGAGUAAAUAACUCACCUUUAUUUAUAUGUAUUACAAAUUUAAUGCUUGUCCCCUUCAAUAUACUCCCCAUUUGCACUAAUACAUUGCUGCAGUCUAGUUUUCCACUGGUCGAAGGCAUGUAGCAAAUCAAUUUCUGUCAGUUGUUUUAACACAUCCACCAUUUUCUUCUUUACAGCAUCAACUGACUCAAAACAUGUCCCUUUAAGCACUGAUUUAACUUUUGAGAAAAGACAAAAGUCGCACGGUGCUAAAUCAGGCGAAUAUGGAGGAUGUUCAAGUGCAGUAAUGUGCUUGUCAGUCAAAAACUACUUUACAGAAACUGCUGUGUGAGCAGGCGCAUUGUCCUGGUGAAGAAUGAAACCAUUUUCACAUAGUUGCAGCCGUUUUUUUCGGACUUUUUCACUCAGCUUAAUCAAAACUUCUUUAUAAUAAUGCUGGUUAACUGUUAUGGAUUCGUAAACCCAUUCUUCCAAAAUUACACCCUUGAUAUCGAAAAACACAAUGAGCAUGGCUUUGAAUUUUGAUUGCUUUGACGAUCCUUUUUUUCAUUCUUGGUCCAGGGCGUUCAUCAUCUUUGACAUUCUCACGUCCCUCGCUGAAUCUUUUGUGCCACUCAAACACACACGCACGAGACAGGCUAUCAUUCCCAUAAGCUGUAGUAAAAAUUUGAAAACAUUCUGUUGGUGUUUGUGCAAUUUUACUAAACAUUUAAAAUUGACACGUUGUUCAACUUUUAAACUUAGCAUUUCUUGGCACACUACAGAAAACACAACCAAACUAAAUGGCGACUCACAAUCAACUGAACGUCAUAGAGUGUUGCUGCUUGUCAUGCAGGUUCAGACAUUUUGAAGGUCACCAUGCAUGCAGUUAUAACCGGUUCUGACUGCUUUGUUUACUAGGUGGAAUCACAUUCUCAUUAUUUAAUAGACAUACCUCGUAUACGUGGGUUAAGUUAGGGAUGGAGGAGGUUUUGUGCAUAUGGAACAUCAUUUGGAGACAACUUUGAAAAGAAUGGGAACAGUACAGGAUCCAAUAUUCAUGAUAGCAUCAUGGGCUACACAGCCUGUUUCAAUGAAGUAAAAUUUAAUGUAGUACCGUGAUGAACAGUCAGUAUGUGGUAACACUGCAGUGUAUAUCAUAUUGUUUAUAUUACAUGUAAUAAUUACUAAAUUGCUUGGAUACAUAAGCUGUUUGGUUAGUGGAUUUACUAAUUAUCCCAUUAAAACCAAUUUAUUUUGCUGCUUUGAUUUAUAAAUAAUUAACUCCUUUAUGUACUGUAUGUAAAGGUGAUAUUUUGCUGCUGUUACAUAAA
Molecule: messenger RNA, 4954 nt
Organism: Polypterus senegalus (gray bichir)
Lineage: Eukaryota; Metazoa; Chordata; Cladistia; Polypteriformes; Polypteridae
Product: interleukin-21 receptor-like
Exons: 9
Coding region: 104-1573 (489 amino acids)
Biological process (GO): immunoglobulin mediated immune response; cytokine-mediated signaling pathway
Cellular component (GO): external side of plasma membrane; membrane
Molecular function (GO): protein binding; cytokine receptor activity
Source: RefSeq, a predicted model, not a curated record